Triticum turgidum subsp. durum (durum wheat) is the source of this 1671-nucleotide messenger RNA. NCBI's taxonomy places the organism in Eukaryota, Viridiplantae, Streptophyta, Magnoliopsida, Poales, Poaceae. The record is from the annotation of a GenBank genome assembly.
AUGCGUCUCACUCUUUCCACAGUGGAAAGCGUAUUCCUUGCUGAACACCAAACUUGUCCCCAACGAAACCUACUUUACGCCUUCGCUGCCCAAACACCAAUCUUGGCCCCAACGAAACCUACCAGUAGUACAAAACCCACAAAACCCCAGGAGCCAACUGCAAGAGAGAGGGGGGCAGCAGCAACCGGCGGCGGCAGGACCGGCCGCAGCCGCAGGAACCACCAGCCAGACGCCGGCGGCAUGGCUCGGAGCGGCAGACGCAGCGGCGCCAGCCCGUGCGACCUGGACAGGGAGUUCGCCCCCCAGAUCGCCCAGCUCCUCGCCGCCCCGCCUCCCCAGUCCGCCCAGGAAUACUAUGAGGAGCUCAUACAGUCCAAGAAACAUGACGGCAUAAGAGUCAACUACAAAGGCAAUCAUGGGAAAGGUGUUUGUGCAAACAAGGAUUUUGCUGAAGGAGACCUUAUUCUGAAGGAUCAAAUAUUGGUUGGUGCACAACACAGUCUUAACAAGAUUGACUGCGUCGUGUGUAGUUAUUGCUUCCGCUUCAUUGGUUCUGUAGAGUUCCAGAUUGGACAUAGACUGUAUUUUCAAAGCAUUGCUUCAAGCAUUGGCUGCAGCAGUGAGAGGCACUGUCAUGGAAGUGAUGUGGGAUCAAGCACUUGCUCUUCUGGUGUAACAAAGGAAAAGAGUAGUACUUUGCCAGAAGAGGUCAUAGAAUCACUUAUAACUGGCGAUGUGUCACUGCCUUUCUCAGACCACUUCGCUUUACCAGAAAUUGUUGCUUGUCAAGGAUGCGAGGAAGAACGCUACUGCAGCCAAUCAUGUGCAGAUUCUGACUGGGAAUCCUACCAUUCUUUGCUCUGUGCUGGCCCCAACACUGAACCACCCCGAAGAUCUGCUCUUCACAAAUUUGUAGAGCAUGCUAAUGAAACCAAUGAUAUUUUCUUGGUUGCCGCCAAGGCUAUCACUUUCACCAUGUUGAGGUACAAGAAACUCAAAAGACAGAAUGACUUCCAAAACAAAUCAGCUGAAUCAAACUUUUCUUUGCUUAUGGAAGCCUGGAAACCACUUUCUAUGGGCUUCAAAAAGAGAUGGUGGGAUUAUGUUGCUUUGCCUGAGGAUGUUGAUGCUUCCGAUGAAGAUUCAUUUAGACAGGAAAUAAGGGAUCUAGCAUUUACGUCACUAAAGCUUCUCAAGGAUGCGAUCUUCGAUGCUGAGUGUGCACCAUUGUUUUCCCUUGAGGUGUAUGGCCAUAUAAUUGGCAUGUUUGAGCUGAACAAUCUUGAUUUGGUCGUUGCAUCGCCUGUUGAAGACUAUUUCAUACACAUUGAUGAUCUUCCAGAUGAUAAGAAGGAGGAAGCUGAGAAGGCCACAGCGCCAUUGCUAGAUGCUUUAGAUGAUGACUAUGCAGUUCCUUGUGAUGGGACGGCGUUCUUUCCUCUUCAAAGCUGUAUGAAUCACUCGUGCUGUCCAAAUGCUAAAGCAUUUAAAAGGGAUGAGGAUAAUGACGGUCAUGCCGUGAUAAUCGCUCUGGGGCCUAUCAGCAAGGGCGAAGAGAUCACCAUCUCCUACAUCGACGAGGAUCUUCCGUACGAGGAGCGGCAGGCGGAGCUCGCGGACUACGGGUUCACAUGUACCUGCUCCAAGUGCCAGGAGGAAAAGCCCAACUGA